Molecule: messenger RNA, 1262 nt
Organism: Caenorhabditis elegans
Lineage: Eukaryota; Metazoa; Nematoda; Chromadorea; Rhabditida; Rhabditidae
Gene: rdy-2
Product: MARVEL domain-containing protein
Exons: 9
Coding region: 1-840 (279 amino acids)
Source: RefSeq, marked reviewed
AUGUCAGAUCAAGCGAAUCGAGUCGUGUACGUUGAACAAAGGCGGCACAUUGUCGUCAAUUCACCACCACAGUCACCAACACCAUUACAUCAUUUUCCUGUAAAUCAGUAUUCUUCUGCUUCUUCAUCUCAUCAUCCACCUACGAUUAAUCAAUCUCAACAACAGAUUUAUCAAAGAAAUACGACAAGAAGGAGAAAAAUGUUCUCGCAAAGAGCAUUUAAUGGAAUCGUUUUUUGUAUUCGAAUCUUUAUUUUAAUCCUUGCCAUAGUCUCCAUGAUUCUUGUUCUCACAGCGCCUGGAGCAUGCUUUUCAAGAUAUCUCAAUGGGCAGUCUAUUAGUAGAGAGAUUUGUCCCGGACAAAAUAGUAUUUUCCCAAUGAAUGCUGACCGAUGGAGUAAUGCCCUCCAUUUUCAAGGAAGGGGUCAAAACGUAUACGGUCAAGUUGCUCUAAUCUGUAUAACUCUUGCAUUUGGACUUAUAACAGUUGGAGUUAGCUGUGUCACAUUGGCCACUGGAAGCAUCCUCACUUAUCCGCAAAUUCUGAUUUCCGGUCUCUCGAUGGUUGCAUUCAUUGUAACUGGAGGAGUAGAGACAUGGUAUGCAACUGGAUAUGAUCAUAUGGAAUUUUUCAUUCAGGCAGUUGGAAAUGGAGUUUUCUCAGGUUGUGCUGGAAUUCCUGGAUGUCAAAUUCAAUUUGUUGUCAAAGGAUGGGCAGUUGCGGCGGCGUUCUACUUCCUUGGAGCACUUCUCUACGUAGUGGACAUGUCUCUAAUCUUCAUAUCUCGUGAAAAAGAAGUGUCGGAUUCAUAUGCAGUUACCACCACUACCACUCACUAUUAGACAACUCGCACAGGCCACUAAAAUCUGUGAGCCCGCACCUCCAGUCGUAUUUCGAGGCAAUCGUACCAUCCGAUCUUCAUUUUGAAUGAAUUCCAAAUUCCCAGGAAAUCGAUGAACAAGUAGGUACUCAGUCACACUGUCUCCUCUUCGUCUGAUCUACAGAAAUUGCGUGUCACGCUCCAAAUGUGACGUCAUAAUUAUCCAGAGCAUGAAUUCAGAUUACCGCAAUACCUGUAGAUCAAACGGUGAGUGCACGUGGUUUCGUCAUCAAUUUCUAAUUCUUUAUCCUUGUUGAAUACUAUCGUGAUUGUAUAAAUUGCUCACCUUCUCUUUUUUUUCUUUUCUUUUUCCUUUGAUUUCACCGUAAAAUCUUUCAAUUGUUGGCAUGCACUGACUUCAAAUAAACGUGUUCACAAAUUAUU